Messenger RNA from Angiostrongylus costaricensis, 402 nucleotides. The record is from the annotation of a GenBank genome assembly. NCBI's taxonomy places the organism in Eukaryota, Metazoa, Nematoda, Chromadorea, Rhabditida, Metastrongylidae.
GCAGCCGAGGAAAAACAGCCUUCGAUCCGUAUGAAAGAGGAGGGUAAUCAGUGCUUCCGUGAGAAGCGCUACCACAAAGCCAUCGAACUCUACACCCAAAGUCUGCAGUUAGUGGUUUCGGCUACUGUAUUAGGUGACCUUUAUUUGAAUGGCGUUGUUACGGUAUUGAAAUGGAGGUUUGUGACCAGUUUCCUCCAAUGUUUGUAUUUCGAUGCUUCACAUUGUCCAGUAUUGCACAUAACGCCGCCAGGUUUCGUGACCAAGCGAUGGAUUGAUUUUUUUAUUGCAUUGAACAACCACGCUUCCAACGAUUUACCCCUUCAUCGUGGGUGGGAGAUGUUCUUGAUUGUCGAGCUGCGAUGUGCUGCAAGUGGAUUUAUUCCUCCAGCAGGGCCUCCCUAG